UGGGUUAUUAUUGCGCUUUAAGUGAAAAAACGUGUUUCACCAUGGAGUGCAAUUAUCAGCAAAGAAGCGAAUGCUAUGAAUAGUUUGAAUAGAAAAGCAGUUAUGAGAGGUUCAGAGAGCUUCAGGGACUAGGUGUGGUAUUCAGAGGCUGAGACACAAAAUUCCCUAAAAUCAACAUAUUAUACAGGUACUUCCGGUGGAUGACAGAAGUGACGGCAACAAACUCAAAAUACGAAUGGGGGAUCAGCCACCCAAACUAGCCACGGAUGCAGUGCUUGUGAAGAGUGAGAAAAUUCCAGAAGAAGUGGGAACUGUGAAGGGAUACGAUUUCAAUGAUGGGGUUAAUUACCACAAACUGUUACAGUCCUACGCCCGGUCUGGCUUCCAGGCUUCUAACUUUGGCAAGGCAGUAGAGCAGAUCAAUCAGAUGAUAGACUGCAAGGUUUCCCCACUACCAGAGCAGAUGAGAGACGAGAUUAAUUUGAACCCUUGUGACAGAGAGAAGUCUAACUGUACCAUCUUCCUAGGCUACACAUCAAAUCUAAUAUCCUCUGGAGUGAGAGAGACAUUUAGAUAUCUAGCACAGCACAACAUGGUUGACUGUAUAGUGUCAACAGCUGGAGGAAUUGAGGAAGACUUCAUAAAAUGUUUGGCUCCUACAUAUCUUGGAGACUUUGCCUUGAAAGGAAGUGAACUGCGGGAUCGAGGGAUAAACAGGAUCGGAAACCUGCUAGUGCCAAAUGAAAACUACUGCCUGUUUGAGGACUGGCUGAUGCCCAUUCUGGACAAAAUGCUGGAGGAACAGAAAAAUGAGGGAAUUGUGUGGACCCCGAGUAAGAUGAUAGCCAGACUAGGGAAGGAGAUCGAUCACCCAGACUCGGUCUACUAUUGGGCCCAAAAGAACAACAUUCCAGUAUUUAGUCCAGCCCUGACCGAUGGUUCUAUUGGAGACAUGAUUUACUUCCACUCAUUCAAAAACCCCGGACUGGUGUUGGACAUUGUCGAAGACAUACGACGAGUCAACAGCCAGGCUGUCCAUGCUGCCAAUACAGGCAUGAUUAUUCUGGGGGGUGGAGUCGUCAAGCAUCACAUCUGUAAUGCUAAUCUGAUGAGAAAUGGGGCUGAUUUUAGUGUGUUUGUGAAUACAGCUGCUGAAUUUGACGGCAGUGAUGCUGGAGCGAGUCCUGAUGAAGCCGUGUCGUGGGGGAAGAUCAAGAAAACGGCUAAACCAGUCAAAGUGUGUGGUGAGGCAACGUUAAUUUUUCCACUGUUGGUAGCAGAAACUUUUGCCAGGAGAGAGAAAGAGUUGACUGCACAGAGAGAGUGAGAAAUGAGGACAGUGAAAUCGUGUUCUCUUGUAAUCAUCACAAGCUUACAGUCAGCAGUGGAAUAGAUCAGAUGUUGCCUUGUUAGAGAUUGAUCUUCACCUACAACUCCCGUAGAUGAAUGCUUAUACUCCGUCACAGAAUAAAGUCCGUCUCAGAAUGCUUAGUGACUGAAAGUAUACUAACAAUGCUGGUCCCAUGUUGCACUGACCUAUAGCUCUAAUAUCAUGUGGAAAUCUGACCUUUAGCUCUAAUAUCAUGUGGAAAUCUGACCUUUAGCUCUAAUAUCAUGUGGAAAUCUGAACUAUAGCUCUAAUAUCAUGUGGAAAUCUGACCUUUAGCUCUAAUAUCAUGUGGAAAUCUGAACUAUAGCUCUAAUAUCAUGUGGAAAUCUGACCUUUAGCUCUAAUAUCAUGUGGAAAUCUGACCUUUAGCUCUAAUAUCAUGUGGAAAUCUGACCGAUAGCUCUAAUAUCAUGUGGAAAUCUGACCGAUAGCUCUAAUGUCAUGUGGAAAUCUGAUUGAUAUUGUUAGAGGAAUUAUAGUUCUCUCUAUUUACAUGUAUCUUUAGAUACUGUUCAUAUAUGAAAUCCAUUAAGAAUGUGUUUUGUUGAAGACUUUAUCAUAUUUUAUUUUUUAUUAUAUUACUUUGGCUGUGAUGGGAAUAUGCUGUGUUGUAAUAUGAUGUGUUGUUAUUGUGACAAUAGUAAACAUAUUGGAUGAAGGGGAAGGGAGGAUUUCUGCUGUACUGAACAGAACAUACUGUGUAGGCCACGCUGCAGGGUUAGGCAGGCCAGAGCAUGCUAUGUAGGUCAUGCUGCAGGACAUAAGCAUUCUAUAACAUGUGAUGUAGCCCAUGCUCCAGAAUAAGGCAGGCCAGAGCAUGCUAUGUAAGUCAUGCUGCAGGGCAUAGGCAUUCUAUAACAUGUGAUGUAGCCCAUGCUCCAGAAUAAGGCAGGCCAGAGCAUGCUAUGUAGGUCAUGUUGCAGGGCAUAGGCAUUCUAUAACAUGUGAUGUAGCCCAUGCUCCAGAAUAAGGCAGGCCAGAGCAUGCUGUGUAGGCCAUGCUUCAGACAGUCUGACUAAAGCCAGCUCCUUCUAAUUCAGUCAGACUGUGCUUCAGAGUAAGGCAGGCCAGAGCAUGCUGCAAUACUUUGCCCUAGAACUUUGACAGGUCAGAAUGAACAAAGUCAGUUUUCAUUCCGUUUCUGUGUGCAUUAUUUGUUAAUUGUAAGUGUUAAUGCAAGUUGAUGGAUGUGUCUAUAAGUUAUUCUAAACUACAUGUAUCUGUAUUUUAAAAUUGUUAUCAUGUUUUCUAAAUAAACAUUAUAUUUUUAAAA
Ostrea edulis (European flat oyster) is the source of this 2663-nucleotide messenger RNA. Its product is annotated as deoxyhypusine synthase-like. The transcript has 10 exons. Gene Ontology annotation, molecular function: deoxyhypusine synthase activity. The coding region runs from base 236 to 1327 and encodes 363 amino acids. Gene Ontology annotation, biological process: peptidyl-hypusine biosynthetic process. The record is from RefSeq and is a predicted model, not a curated record. Gene Ontology annotation, cellular component: cytoplasm. NCBI's taxonomy places the organism in Eukaryota, Metazoa, Mollusca, Bivalvia, Ostreida, Ostreidae.